Messenger RNA from Seminavis robusta, 1771 nucleotides. The record is from the annotation of a GenBank genome assembly. Lineage: Eukaryota; Bacillariophyta; Bacillariophyceae; Naviculales; Naviculaceae.
GACCGGUACCAUGAGAAAGCCAAGAUACCGUUCACACCAUCCCCCAAGCUCUUUCGAUAGAAGAUGGCGACGGACCCUCUAUCACCAGCCAUUGGACUCCAAGAGGCCAUCGAUAGAGCCGGGUUUUCUUCGUUCCGGUGCAUUGCUGAUCUCGGCUUUGUCAGUUGGCGUCCUCCUCCAAGGAAUCGAGGGAAGGGAGCUCCCUAUCGGUACAAAUCAUUGUCCAAAGCCACAGCGGGCCAAGUCAGGAAUUUCACCGUGUCGGGGGAGACUGCUGCCCCGCCCUCGUUGGUGGAUUCUAUUGCCAACAUUACAGUGCCCAUUACUUUUCGUACAAACCUCCCGAGACAAGUUGUGGCACAUAGGUAUCCAUACGGCCAGGUUGGAGUGGCGUCCCUGUACCAUGCUGCCAAUCAUUCUACACAAGUUGACUUGGGGACACUGGACUUUUUCUUUGGAUGCUCUGCAUUGGAGAUUCUCUCAGCAGAGAAAAAGAUUCGCCACAUGGUGCCAUACUUGGUCCUCAAGGUGCCGGGCACCAACAUGAUAAUGGUCCAUUACGACCUCGGCAAAAUCCGACAGGACUACUCUGUCCCGGGCUUUCAAUUUGAACGACUGGUGACGGGGCAGCCCAUGAGUGCUCGCCACAAUGUCGGGUUCACAGAACAUGUUCAGGUGAUGCAGAUUGGCCAGUAUCGUGUGUUGAUGACAGCCGAAGCCGACGCAACAACGAGCGCGGGAGCACAACAACAUCCCGUCGAAGUCAAACUCUUACAACAAGGAUACGGUGGAACCAAAGUCUUCUUUCAAAUGGUGGGAAGUGGAAGCCUUACGCUGUGCAAGGGCAAGAAUCGCAAGGGAGUGUUGACCAGUGUCCAAACUGUGCCCUUGUCGCGUAUGGCUGAUUCGCUUGCAGAAAACAACGAUACCGCCUCUCUGGAACAAAAGAUCAUUCGCAAUAUGGAACGUCUCAAGGAAUGGGACCGGAAAGGCUGGUUUGCCGAAGGCAAAGCCUACCGUUUGGAUUUCAAUGAAGCCGGUGUCAUGGAACUGAAUGCUGUAUCGCGGAGGGACACAUUGCUGCCACCCGACGCAGUGGUGAAAGAACUUCUCGCAACAGCACCAAAGUGAUUGAAUGAUAUCCUCCUUUGUGUCUUUUGUCGGGAUGGUCUGACUUUACAGAAUUCUACACUGCCAUUAGCACAACAUCUAUCUAACACCUGCACCUCAAGAGGGAUUGCAUGUGCAUGCACCGCGUAUGAAUGCUCUUGAACUUUUUUGUUUCAAACAGCCACUACUCCUCACCUCCAAAGAAUUUGCCAUGAAUGAGCUGUUGCUGCUUUCGCAAUGCCCUUUUGUCUUUCCUUUGCUGUGUCAUGUCUCGGAUGAAUCCACAAAAUGCCUUCUUUCCCGAGAAAAGAGUAACUUCCUGCACACCCAGUUCCACCUCCAACUCUGUCCCAUCCUUCCUCCGCGCUUUUACCUGUCGUUUUUGCCCAAUCACUCGCUUUUGUCCCGUUUCCAUGUAUCGUUGCAGGUAGGCAUCGUGGUUUUUGGCAUGGCCAUCGCCACAAAUAAGUGAAAUGUUGCUUCCUAAAAACUCUUCUCUGGUGUACCCAAACAUGUUGCAAGCGGCGUCAUUUACGAUUUGUAUGAUCCCCUGCUGAUCAAUUUCCACCAUUCCAUCAAACGAAGCAUUCACCAUGGCCUGUGCCAGGGCUUGUUUUUCCUGUAACAUGGCUUCAUGUUGCUUCAAGAGUGUCAAGUCUUU